AUGCUGCUAUUAAAAGGUGGAAUUGUUUUUCCAAUUAAUGCGAGUUCACUGAUUGCUCUAGUUAUUGUUGGCUCAGUUUAUGCAGAUGUUUCUCAUUUGACUGGCUCAGGAUAUCAUUAUGAUCAGCCUACUCAUGAACAUCAUCAUGUAGAACCAGAAGCUAUAGCACCUCCAGCUCCUGCACCAUCAUAUUUACCACCAGCUGCUCCUGCACCCGCUCCCGCACCGGCACCAGCCCCAGCUCCAGCUCCAGUACAUACCCAUGAAGAUGUAAUUCCAGCUGCAGUUGCACCAGCAGCUCCAGCUCCUUCAUAUUUACCACCAGCAGCUCCUGCCCCAGCACCAGCACCAGCUCCAGCUCCUGCUCCAAUACAUUCCCACGAAGAAGUAAUCCCAGCUGCAGUUGCACCAGCAGCACCAGCACCCUCAUAUUUACCACCUGCUGCUCCUGCACCUGCUCCAGCUCCAGCUCCAAUACAUACCCAUGAAGACGUAAUUCCAGCUGCAAUUGCACCAGCAGCACCAGCUCCUUCAUAUUUACCACCAGCUGCUCCUGCACCAGCUCCAGCCCCAGCUCCAGCUCCCGCUCCUGCUCCAAUUCAUUCACAUGAAGAAGUAAUUCCUUCAGCAGCUGCUCCUGCAGCAGCACCUGCCAACUCAUAUUUACCACCUGCUGGUCAAUCCGAAGCACUUGCACCAGCUCCACUUCCAGCAGCCCCAAUACCACCAUCACCAGAAGAUUUAGCUCCAGUUUCACAUUCUUCUGAUGCUAUAGCUUCAGCACCUCUUGAAGAAUCUGAACCAGAACCAGCUCAUAUUUUGGGUGAUGAUGGAUAUCAAUAUAGAACUAUCAAGAGAUACAGAUAUAGAUACAAAUAUUAG
This is a messenger RNA of Condylostylus longicornis, 882 nucleotides long. RefSeq lists its product as uncharacterized. Bases 1 to 882 code for a protein of 293 amino acids. Lineage: Eukaryota; Metazoa; Arthropoda; Insecta; Diptera; Dolichopodidae. The transcript has 2 exons. The record is from RefSeq and is a predicted model, not a curated record.